UGCCUAAAAAAUAAAAUAAAAAUAAAACAGUACCCAUUUAUUAGCUCACAGUAUAUAGGUCAGAAUUCUGGCCGUAGCAUGGCUGGAUUAUGUGAUCAGGGUCUCAUGAGGCCAAAAUGAAGGUGCUGGCCAGACUGAGUUUUCAAAGGGACAUUGGGGAUCAUCUUAGAAUUCUGCCUACCAUAUAGUUGUUUCUCGUUUCACUUGUUCUUGGAGCUUAGCCACCAUGCUGUGAGGAAGCAUAAGCAGUUUGUGGAGAGGAACUAAGACGGCCAGCCAAUAGUCCCAGCUGAACUCCCACCCAACAACCAGCAUCAACUUGCCAGCUAUGUUAAGUGAGCCAUUUUGAAAGUGGAUCUUCCAGGCUCAAGCUGACCUGCCCCAGCCGGCAAUCCAUGGAGCAGACUGAGCUGUCCCCAUUGAACCCCACCCAAAUCACAAAUUUUGAGUAAAAUAAAGGAUUGUUGUUCUACACCGCUAAGUUUUGGGGUGAUUUGUUAUGCAGCAAUAGGUCAUUGAAACUCAGUAAUAACCCAAGUGAGAUGAUCCACAAGUACUGAAAGCUUUUGUGGACAAGUAGUAGUAACUCACAAUUCUUUUAGGACAUUGGAGCAUCUGGCAGUGUAGGCGUAAAAUGUCAUUCAAUUCAUGCUUGCUGAUUUAUUAACUCAGACUUAUAAUGAACUAAUUUACACCAGUAUACUAGUCAUCCAUAUUUGGAAGCCCAGCAUUUUAGGGUUAUCUAAAAAUUAUGCUGCUUUCCUUUUCAGCAAUGGCUAUACUAUGUAUUUUUAAGCUAUAUUUGUGAAAUAUUUGGGAUGUAACUGAACAUAAUGAAUUUGUUAACUUUUAAAGGUUCAAUAGGUUUAUCUAUAAAUCACUACUUAAAAUAUUAAUAUUUCAAUGUACACUUUAAUUACUUUUCAACAAUUAUUUUUAUUGGAAAAAGUAAAAAACAUUAGGAAAGUAAUCAUCAGUUUCGUCAUUAAGAAUUUUCAUCAACGGAUAUUAACUAUUAGGUGAAAGACUGUUGGAGAAUAGAAUAUCUGACAUUCUUAAAUAGGCUCCCCUGAAUUAUUUCUUGAUUACAGAAGGAAAGGGUGCUUUUACAAUGGAGAAAUCUGGCAGACAACUCCUUAACCAAAUGAUCAAACUUAAUAUCACCAAUGAUGGAACAAAGUAACAUCCUAUGUCUGCCGCUGUGAUGCAUUAAGGAAACGAUAUCACCUACAUGCUAUUCCUGCCAAAAAAUGUUCAACCUAAAUCUAAUUAUGAGAAAAUAGACAAACCCAAAUUAAGGACAUUCUGAAAACCCAUUGACUUGUAUUCUUCAAAAAUAUCUGUCACUAAAGACAAAAAACACUGAAAACUCUUCUGGAUUAAGGGAAAUUAAUCUAAAAGAGAUAACUAAAUGUGAAUCUUGAUUGGAUCCUGGAUCUUACCCCCACCCCCACUCAAAAAAAGAAAAAAAGCCAUAAAACUGUAAAACUUAAAUAUGUACUGCAUAUUAGAUAACAGUACUGUACUAAAUGUUAAGUAUCUGAGUGGAUUAUUGUAUUGUGGUUAAGUUAGGAGAAUGUCUUUGUCAAGAGCCAGAUGCUGGAAUAUGGAAGGCACAGUGAAAUGUCACUGUGUUCACUGUGCCUUCAACACUCCAGCAAACUGUGUAAGGACUAAAAUUCUUUAUCUGGUUGAAGAAUUUUGUAUCAACAUCUAGUCAACACUGUUGACAGACUGGACUGAAAAAGCAAAGCUUCCUUCUGCAGAGCUGAGGAGAAGCAGCCAGCCACGCUCACUUUCCUGGGUGGCACGUAUAGCCCUGAAAACUUUAAAAUGUCUGCAGCACAAUGGGAGCAAAGGACGAGGCUGUGAUUCCAUCUUUGCUAGAGGGAGCACAGAGACUUGCACGCACGCACGCACGCACGCACGUUCUACACACUUCAGGUACGUGAAAAAAGGCACUAGAAUGAGGCCACGCUCCGGCCCGUGCUGUCUGGCACACUUUACGGCAGUUACGCUUGGGCAGACGCCACAUCCGGGUACACUGUGACUUCCGAGUUCCACGCUCCGUCUCAUUGUGAGCUGGCUCUUCAUCCGUUGGCACUCCCACGGCUUAGUGAUCAUGGCGGCCUUGGCGGUACUGUGGCAGAAGGCGAGGGACUACAUGAAGACCAAGGAGUUCCGAGAUUAUAUAACGAGCACACAUUUUUGGGGUCCCGUGGCCAACUGGGGCCUACCGCUAGCCGCCUUUAGAGAUAUGAAGGCGUCGCCGGAAAUCAUCAGCGGCCGCAUGACAACAGCGCUCAUUUUCUACUCGAUGGCCUUCAUGCGCUUCGCUUACCGCGUACAGCCUCGAAACUUGGUGCUGAUGGCGUGCCACGGCACCAACGUGAUGGCGCAGAGUAUACAGGCGAGCCGCUACCUAAUGUACCACCAUGGCAGCGGCGCUGCACAGGCCAUUGCUGCCGCCACCAUUGCCACCGCUAACACCAACGACGACGACGACGCUGCCGCUGCCGUCACCACCGACACCGACACCGCUGACACUGAUUUUUACAUCGACGCUACAGCCUGCGACGCCUAGGCUGCCAGCUUGGACUAGGUGGCCACCAGCCCUAAUCCACAGUCCCCAAAACAAUUUUCUUAAUGACUUUCGAGUAAGCCCUGUUGAAUCUCUGCAGUUUGCGAGCACUGUACUAGUAAUUCUUCCUAAAGAAAAGACCAGUGAAAAGUUUGGGUUUUGACUCUAAAACAGUGAGACUCUCAUUUAAACCUGCAGUUUGGUUAAUAAAAAAUAAAGUAGCAUAGAACUAAAGCCGAGUGUUGUCGCCUCUUUCUUGACCUGGAAAUGUUUUGAAGGUGAGGCCACAUUGGUCGGUCUUCCUUCCUGUUCAUGGGACCUGCAACUCAAGAGUUAGUUUUACAUAGGAGAGGAAGACUGAAAAGACACUUUAAACUAAUUCAUUGCUGUUUUAUUUUCCUAAAGUUCUCUUGGGGACAUGUUUUUGUUAUUUAUUUUGGGGGUCAUGGCCAAAAAAGGAUGCUUAGCACACAUUUUUAAAACUUGGUAGAAUCAUCAAUCUCUUUACACCAAAAAAAGUCCCAGAGCUACUUGGAGAUGAGUUUAAAUGAAAUCAGUGAAAUCGUUUACUUUUAAAGAAUGCUUAUUAAGAGAACCUAGAAUCUCUUGGUAACAGAGAGCAAUUAUAGAAUAUAUGGAAACAGGAUAAGCAACUCUGAGGUCAGUUGUGUCAACCCUGGACUCUAGGUAAAUAGACAAAUAGAAAAUAAAAACAAAAUCAUAAUCCUUUCCUCUUUUCCUCAUGCCUGAAAAUGAGGAAAGUGGUAGUUUGUAAAACUGGUUAACCUGUCACCCUGUGUUGAACACUAGCUACGGUUGGGAGUGAGGGUCAGUGAUCAACUGUAUUAGCCCAGAGUAUCCUCCUACGAAUCUCAGGAGCUAUAGAGUUUCCUUAAACCUUGGAGUGGAGGGGGAGGGGGGCGAAGUGGACACGACACACAACAGAAGGGUGGGGCUGUGAACAUGAGGCCAUUCUGCAGCAGAGGCUACCCCCUGGGACUUGACCCAAAAUCUCCCCCUCUGGAGGAUGCAGGAAGUUCCAGAGUGAUCUACUGGGAACCCCAAUGUAUGUGUUUAAGACUGCUUAAACCCUGCUUUUGUUAAAGUUUUCAAAUACAAAGAAAUUGAAAACAACUAUCUGAAAGUUUCUGAAAUUAUCAGGCCUUGGAAAAGACAGACAUAUUAGGGGAACUCUGGAAGAUUCCCUUUAUCUUCUGUGGCAUCAAAACAGAAGUCCUCUUUGUAGGCAGCUUCUGCAUUUCGCAUUCUACAUACAGAGGGGAAAAAAACCAAAUUCUGGAAAACUUGUGUAUUAGUUAUCUACUGCUGUGAAACAAAUCACCCCGAAACUUAGCUUAAAACAACAUAUUUAUUAUCUCACAAUUUCUGAGGGUCAGGAAUUGAAGUGGUUUUGCUGGGCGCUGCUAGCUCAGGGUCUGUCAGCUAUCCACUCAGGUUGCAGUCUCUGAAGACUUACCUGGAGCUAGAGAAUCCAGUUCCAAACUUGCAGUUUGCAGGCAUCUUCAGUUCCUUGUCAUAUGGGCCACAGGGCUGCUCACAAGAUUCCCCCACAGCAGGUGUUCUAAGGGCAAAAGCCCAAGAUGAAAGCCAUAGUUUUUUAUAGCUUAAUCUGGAAAGUGACAUACCGUCACCUCAGCUGUGUUCUAUUGGUCACAUGGAGCAAUCCAGGUACACUAUGGGAGGACAACACAAGGGUGUCCUGGAAAUACCAGGAGGCAGGGAUCAUUGGGGGCCAUUUUGUAGGCUGGCUACCACAUGGCUCUAAAAUAAAAAUUCUCGUGCAUUUCUGAAACUCAAUAUAAAGUAAUAAAGCAUGCAAAGUCAUUGCCCGUCCUCCCAAAGAUGUCACAAAAAUGCUCAAUUUGCAGUUUUAUGGUCAUUACUAACAUGCAUAUAUCAUAGAGCAUGGGUUUGAGAAGUAGGAAAGUAGUCUCUGGAAGACAGUGGUAGUUCCUAAUAUUUUAGAUAAUUGAGACUAUAAUGCAAUAAUAAAAAGCUGUUCUUAAAGUUCUGAAAUGAAUCAACUUUAUAUCAAGAUUUUUUAUUAAAACAUGGAAGGAUUUUCCCCUUCACCAUUACAUGAGUAGAAAUUAAUAUAUUUUUAGAUUUGUCUUACAAAAUAUAUUUUGUAAUUCAAGUAUUAUAUUUCAAUAAAAGGCUACUGUCUGUUGAAGACAUUUCAGAGCAGGUAGGUUUCUAAUUAACCUAGUAAGGGAAGAAGAGGCACUCUCUGCUGAUAAUUUCCUAUCAUUCUGCAUUUAUAAUUUAGCAGGCAAAACGAUUAGGGAAAAUAUCCAAAAGAUUACAACACCUCUAUUCUAAUGCAGCGCUCUCCUUACAGGAUCUAAUUGGUAGCAUGCCAUCCCAACUAAGACAUCUAACCCUUUGUUGCCUAAGAUAUUCAUGCUUAAAGCCAUAUAAAUGAUUAAUACUUUAAUAAAAACGAACCUUUCAAAUCAUUAGGGUAACAAUUAUUUCAUAAUCUCCCCAAACUCUCAAAAAUAAUCCUCUGGCCUUUACAAUUUAACUUAAACUGUCUACAGAUCUCUACCAGUAUACCACUAUUUUAUGAAGCCAAUAACAUUUCUGAAUUGGCAGUUAUUUUUCUAGAAGCUUUUGUUACUGACACACUUUUGUCAUUUUCCAGAAUUUGUGUUUUAUACUGAGUUUAAUAAGUAAUGACUUCCUCCUUAGGUCUUCUGAGCUCCCUGGCAAAGCACAGGCUAAAAUCCAAAGAACUGCGUUACCUUUUCAACGAUAAUGCUAAAACCAUUUUUCUCCUCAAAUUCUUUCGAAACUAUGAACCAAACACAUAUUGUAUCCCAGAGAGAGACCAAGAGCAAAUCAUAUUGCUG
Pteropus alecto (black flying fox) is the source of this 5457-nucleotide messenger RNA. It is a transcript of the gene MPC1L, whose product is annotated as mitochondrial pyruvate carrier 1 like. Lineage: Eukaryota; Metazoa; Chordata; Mammalia; Chiroptera; Pteropodidae. The record is from RefSeq and is a predicted model, not a curated record. The transcript has a single exon. Gene Ontology annotation, biological process: pyruvate import into mitochondria. The coding region runs from base 2123 to 2584 and encodes 153 amino acids. Gene Ontology annotation, cellular component: mitochondrial inner membrane.